Messenger RNA from Heteronotia binoei (common prickly gecko), 400 nucleotides. It is a transcript of the gene RPLP2, whose product is annotated as ribosomal protein lateral stalk subunit P2. Gene Ontology annotation, molecular function: structural constituent of ribosome. Lineage: Eukaryota; Metazoa; Chordata; Lepidosauria; Squamata; Gekkonidae. Gene Ontology annotation, biological process: cytoplasmic translational elongation. The transcript is spliced from 4 exons. Gene Ontology annotation, cellular component: cytosolic large ribosomal subunit; ribosome. The coding region runs from base 13 to 357 and encodes 114 amino acids. The record is from RefSeq and is a predicted model, not a curated record.
UUUCCUCUCAGAAUGCGUUACAUUGCAGCAUACCUUCUUGCUGUUCUUGGAGGCAAUGAUUCUCCAAGUUCAAAAGAUUUGAAAAAGAUUCUUGACAGCGUAGGCAUUGAAACAGAUGAUGAACGCAUGAACAAGGUAAUUAAUGAGCUGAACGGGAAAAACAUUGAAGAUGUCAUUGCCCAAGGUAACAGCAAACUUGCUAGCAUGCCGGUGGGUGGAUCUGUAGCAGUCUCCGCUGGAGGCUCUGCUGCUCCUGCUGCAGGUGCUGCACCUGCUGCUGCUGAGGAGAAGAAAGAAGAAAAGAAAGAAGAGUCUGAAGAAUCAGAUGAUGAUAUGGGAUUUGGAUUGUUUGACUAAAAUUUUAUUAAGCGUCAUUCUUUAAUAAAUCUUGGUUGAAAGA